CCAUCCAUCUCAUGAUGGAUUUCUUUUUUUAUGUUUUUUUUCCUUCCACCAUGUUAAUGAUGGGAUUAUAAUAGGUGAGCUAUUCAUUCGCAUCAUCCUUGAUAGUAGCAGCAGCCACAGUUAUGGGCUACACCUCUUUUACUCACCCAAGCUUUCUCUGUCCAAUUAUCAUACCAAUUCCUCUUUAGAAGUGUCUCGCCGCGCUCCCGCAUCCUUGCGUCGGGACGGCAUACCCUGUAGAUCAUACCCUCUCUCGCAGAUGUGAAUCCGAGUACGACAACGCAUAUACAUACGUGCAUAAUAAGGCUCUCAUGGAACUAACGUACCAAAACGGAUACCGCGGAAGGCGGAGCGCAGGGUUAAAUAUGCCUAUAAUUAAGAGACUGUCCUACUUACUAUUCAGCGUAUAAAUUUAAUUAUAUUGUCCGUGGAAAUCGCACGUGAGUUACCGUACCGAGACGAUCAUGAGCUCCUUCGACGACGCAGUAGAGCCGUUCCGGAUCGCGGUACCGGACCAGACUAUCGAGACGCUGAAGGCCAAGUUAGCGUUGACGACGUUCCCGCGAGAGACCAGUUUCUCGAAUGACGGCGAUUACGGCGCGCGGCUAGACGAUGUGAAGAGGCUAGCAACAGCAUGGAGGGACACGUUUGACUGGAGAGAGGCCGAGGCAAAGCUUAACGAUACGUUGCCGCAGUUUACGACUAGGAUCGGGGUUGAUGGCCACGAGGACGAUUUGAAAGUCCACUUUGUGCAUGCAAAGAGCGAGAGGAAAGAUGCGAUCCCGUUGUUGUUUUGUCACGGAUGGCCCGGCAGCUUCAUGGAAGUCAUCAAGAUACUGCCGCUCUUAACGGCCGGGGCCGGAGAAGACGAGCCAGCUUUCCACGUCGUAGCGCCGUCGUUGCCCAACUUUGGCUUCUCGCAGGCUACCUCGAAGCCCGGAUUCGGGAUCCCGCAACACGCCGAGGUGUGCCACAAACUCAUGCUCCGGCUCGGAUACGACAAAUACGUAACACAGGGCGGCGACUGGGGCUACAUGAUCACGCGCGCCAUGAGCGCAAAGUACCCAACGCACGUACUCGCCUCGCACCUAAACUUCAUCCUCGCCUCUCCGCCCAGCCCGCUCUCCUCGCCCCUGCUCUGCCUGCAAUACGCCUUCGGCCUAUACACGGCCGCCGAGAAGGCCGGGCUAGCACGCACCCGGUGGUUCCAAGCGAGCGGCAGCGGGUACGCGCGCAUCCAGGGCAGCAAGCCGCACACGCCGGGCUUCGCGCUGGCCGACAGCCCCGUCGGCCUGCUCGCCUGGAUAUACGAGAAGCUGGUCGACUGGACCGACUCGUACCCCUGGACCGACGACGAGGUGCUCACGUGGGUCAGCAUCUACGCCUUCAGCGAGGCGGGCGCAGAUGCUAGUCUAAGGCUAUACUACGAAGCGAUGCAUCGGAAAGAUAUAGCUUCGGUAGGAAGCGAGAUUGAGUCUUUCCAGGCGUGGAAUGGGAAAGUCCCGUUGGGAUUAUCAUAUUUCCCUAUGGACGUGGCGGUGCUGCCUAGUUCGUGGGGGAGGAGGUUGGGACCGGUGGUAUUUGAGAAGAGACAUGAGCAUGGGGGUCACUUUGCUUCGUUCGAGAAGCCUGAUGAGCUGGUCGCCGAUCUCCGAACGAUGUUUGGGAAGAGCGGGAUUAGAGCGAAGCUACUAUUCUGAGACUGACCAGAUAGUCUAGAUUAAGGAUUAGUUAAAUAAAUCACCUAUCAUCCUUCUUCUAGCGAACACCGGUUCACAUUCACC
This is a messenger RNA of Daldinia vernicosa, 1784 nucleotides long. Its product is annotated as epoxide hydrolase 1. Gene Ontology annotation, molecular function: epoxide hydrolase activity. The record is from RefSeq and is a predicted model, not a curated record. Bases 465 to 1700 code for a protein of 411 amino acids. NCBI's taxonomy places the organism in Eukaryota, Fungi, Ascomycota, Sordariomycetes, Xylariales, Hypoxylaceae. The transcript has 4 exons. Gene Ontology annotation, biological process: epoxide metabolic process.